Molecule: messenger RNA, 390 nt
Organism: Protopolystoma xenopodis
Lineage: Eukaryota; Metazoa; Platyhelminthes; Monogenea; Polystomatidea; Polystomatidae
Source: the annotation of a GenBank genome assembly
AUGGCUGUUGUACUCAAGACUACUCCAGUUCAAACAAAUUACCUCAUGGCAAUCUAUGUCUUUGUCCCAAUGAUCACGACUUGUGGAACUUAUUUGAACAGCAAGUGCCAAGCAAAAGAGAGGAGCUAUUUCUACCAAAUAAAGCAGAAUGCAUACUUAAGAGUUGCAUUUUGCACCAAUGGAGCGCUUGAUCCCUGGGCCUCACUGGGCAUUCUACGAGCCAGCGAAGCACCCCGAGCUACUGUGCUUUACAUACCAGACGCUGCUCACCAUCUAGAUCUAAUGCCCACACAUCCCAGUGACUCGAUCGAGCUGAGGAAGGCACGACAAAUUGAAUUACAAUUGAUUCGGACCUGGGUGAAGGAAUGGCACACAAUGUACUCCCGGUGA